AUGAAAACUAAAUAAGGCUUUAGAGGAAUGUCUUGUUUGGAAUCAAGGAUAUCUUCUUUCCCUUUGAGAGGUAGUCAUCAAGACUGGAGUGUUGGUUUGUGAAUCUGGAGGUAUUGUUUGCUGCCAAAGUAUCGAAAUAUGGAACAGUUAUAUUUUUAACCUCACUUCCAUGAAUAUAUUAUGAAGGAGAAUGAAAGAUGGACUUAGUAAAACUAUGCCCUCAGAUACUGCUUACGAUAAAACCCAAACUUGCUCUACUAACUGAGAUUGUGCAGUGCCACAAACUCUCAGAGAAGAAUCAAAACAGGAUUCUAAGAACGAUGCCAGCUGAGAAGUAGUUUUUUUAUUUGGUAAUCCACAAAAAUCUUCCCCAAAAAUUGACUUCAAGUCUCUCUACAAUACCUAGAAGAAUACAAAUUACAAACAAGAGUUGGAUCAAAGAUUCAAACCAGCUAUAUCUCUCAUAAGUUAAAGGAUAAAUAAUCCUUGUGGCUCUGAAGUCCACUUCGGAAAACCCAAACUCUCCAAGAAACAAUGAAUGGAAAUUGUCAAGGUUAAGAUCCUGAAUGGAGAAGGCACAGCAGACAUUGCAAAAAAUAAGACCAGGGCUUCUACAGUUAGAUAAAUUAUUAGAGAUUACAAUGAAGGCAGAGUAGAAAACAUUGCAGGAUCCUUGAAAGAAAACGCUAAAUAAUUGAAGAAAACUCAGGAUUAGUGAAGUCAUAUUUGGAAUAUUUCAUCAAAGCACUAAGAAUUUCAAUGGGGAUGAUAUUUGAAAAUAUUGAAGAUAAACAAUAGAAACCUACUAUUUCUAGAUGAAAUAUCAAAACCUUAAAGAAAGCAGCUUGAAUUUUAGCUAUAAAAAGCUGAAUCUAAGACUUAUAAAUGUCGGCUUCAGAAAGCUUUACGUUGCCAGGAAGUUGUUCAUAAUAGGAAUGAGGCAUAGAAUUUUCCCUGAAACAAUUUUAUAAAAAUAGAUGAAUCUACUGCUUCAUAUAGAAUCCAGAGGAUGCACGGUUUGCCCUAGAAGGGUAAAAGGAGAUAUUAAGACCGCAAGCUUCUGAAACAGUAUGAAAGUGAUUACAGCGAUAACUACAAAAAGCCAAUUCUUUUUCAAGCUUUCAACUAUCAACACAAAUGAGGAAAUGUUUGGAGAAUACUUGAAGGACUUAUAUAAAGUGAUCAGAAGAAC
Molecule: messenger RNA, 1192 nt
Organism: Moneuplotes crassus
Lineage: Eukaryota; Ciliophora; Spirotrichea; Euplotida; Euplotidae
Source: the annotation of a GenBank genome assembly